AUGGCCACAGAAGAACCCGUUAUCACAGUGGAAACCGUUCCUGAACCUCAAGCAGAGAAGACCAAGAAAGCCAAAGAUUCAAAGCCAAAGAAAGCUUCCAAACCUCGAAGCCCUUCUUCUCAUCCUUCCUACUCGGAGAUGAUCAAAGAUGCAAUUGUGUCACUGAAGGAUAAGACAGGUUCAAGCCAUUACGCGAUUGCAAAAUUCAUUGAAGAGAAACACAAACAGCUUCCUUCAAACUUCAAAAAAUUAUUGCUUCACAAUUUGAAGAAGAACGUUGCUUCUGGAAAGCUUGCUAAGGUUAAAGGUUCAUUCAAGAUACCUCUCGCAACGCCCAAACCGAAGACCAAGCCAGCUGCAAAGGUGAAACCAUUGAAGGCUAAGCCGGCUGCAAAGCCGAAAGCUAAAGCUGUUGUCAAGCCGAAUAUUGCUUCUAAGGUAAAAGCUGUAACAGCCAAGCCCAAAGUUGCGGCUUCCAAGAACAAAGCUGCUAAGCCAAGGGAGAGGCCUGCAAAGGUUACAAAGAAGACUCCGGUGAAGAAAGUUGCGGCAGUGAAGAGCGUGAAGGCUAAGAGCAUUAAGUCUCCGGUAAAACAGGUUUCGGUGAAGAGAGGGGGAAAUAAAUGA
Molecule: messenger RNA, 627 nt
Organism: Lathyrus sativus (Indian pea)
Lineage: Eukaryota; Viridiplantae; Streptophyta; Magnoliopsida; Fabales; Fabaceae
Source: the annotation of a GenBank genome assembly